AUGGCACUUGUCUUACGUCAGGCUGCCUCUUCGAGUCCCAAGAACCGCCUUUCCAAAGCCCUGGACGACUUCGAAGCCCAUCUGGACAAAAACUGCAAGGUCGUAUUCGAGAAGGAGCGCCGCCAGAGUCAACCUACUCUCGAGGAUGUCUUGAGCUUCACGGAAAGACUUGACAAGGAAAAUGAGCAACGUCGUUGUAAAGGCGUUGGACCACGCCUCAAUACGAUCCUCGAAGCGGUACACCAAUUCUCGGGUGUGAUUGAUACGGUGGUAGGAGGAUCUCAAUCUAAGCUGGCCGGUCUCCUAUGGGGUGCCAUCAAAACGACCUUGUUAGUUAUGCAAAAUUCGUCCUCCUAUUUCGACAAGCUAUCCGACCUUCUCAUGCACGUCGGCAGAAGCUGUCCACGCUUUCAGGAAUAUGGUCUUCUAUAUUCCACUUCGGCCAAGUUGCAGCUUGCCCUAUGCGGUUACUUCACCGUUGUAGUAAGGCUCUGCCAGGAUGCAGUCAAUUUCAUCACGAAGUCCUUGGUUGCACAGCUGUCAGCCACUAUUUUUGACCCUUUCCAGACCGGAUUUGGGCAAUACGAAAACGAACUCACGCGCCACGGCAAAGCCAUUCGAGAUGAGGUACGUCUGGCAGGCAUUAAGGAGCAACAGCUCGUCAACACGAAGAACGAGAGCUUUCAUCGCAAAUAUCUUGCGGAGAAUCGCAAGAACAAGAGCGAAAAAGCAAAACGCCGCUUUCUCGAAGCCUGUUCUCAGUACGACUAUAAACCAGCAUUCCUUCAAGCUCUUGGUCGUGGUCAGAGCAGCUGGAUACUUCACACCACAGAGUACAUGAAAUGGACUGAACCCGCUUCGAGCAUUAUCUGGUGUAUUGGUAAACUGGGUUCGGGAAAGACUGUUCUCACAGCCAAUCUGGUACGGAACAUUCUCCGCAUGGCAUCGAGUCAAAGACCGUCUGCUAUAGCCAGUUACCACUUCUGCAGGUACGAUGAGGCAAGGUCGCUCAAUGUUCGGACCAUUGUCGGCAGUAUCGCACGACAGCUGCUUCUUUCAGCACCACCAAAAGCCUUUGCAAACUUGGAAGUGGACUGGUUUUCCCUUGACUCGGACCAGAUUAUGGAAAUUAUGCGAAAGUUGCUGCCUCCUGGUACUCAGGAAUACUUCGUCGUCAUCGAUGAACUAGACGAAUGUGACACCCCCGAGUCUCUCCUUGUGUAUCUCAAAGAACUGCUCACAUUUGAUCGCAGAAUUCACGUUUUCUGCUCGUGUCGCCCAGAUACGUACCAAAGGCUUUCCCCAGACUUGGAGCCCAGAUACACCGUAUCAAUGUUGAAUAACACUGAACUUGAGGGGUACAUCAAGACCGAGUUGGAGAGGCGCGUUGCGAAUGGUGUCCUGCGAGUGGGAGACAGAAGUAUCAUUCCAAAAAUGCGCGAUGCUUUAGUCCAGGGCAGUCAAGGAAUGUUUCUCUGGGUCGCUUUUCAACUUGAAUCGAUAUGCUCCGAAGAAACAGACCGAGGGAUCAUGGAAGCCCUUGGUCUAUUACCAAAGGACCUACCAGAAACAUAUGACCGCAUCCUCGGGAAGUUGCAGCGCGGUAAGAGGGGUGCAGUCCUUCGAGAAGGGUUGCUCAAAAUCCUUUCUACAGCACGGCGCCCAUUGAAACUAGAGGAGUUUCGCGAGGCGCUGAGUAUAGAUCCUGGUAAAACGAUCUGGCCAGCGGAUAGCUUGAUCAACGAUAUCGAAGGGGCCAUUCCUCGCCUAUGCGGCAGUCUGGUCAUUGUCGCCGAAGGCGAGGGUACUGUACAUUUUGCCCAUCACAGCGUGAAACAACACCUGCUAUCCCACGCUCAGGGACGGGCUGGCCUCCUGCGCAUUGACUCUUCGCAGGCUGACUCGUAUCUUGGAGACAUUUGUGUAACCUACCUGAACCUCAAUGUCUUCGAAACACAGAUUUUCAAAGUACAGACGCGUAAACCAUUGGUGGUGACGAAUAUCUCCAACACCAUAGCUCGAAAUUCCUACUCUACAACUGUGCAGAACCUGGCGUGGGCCUUUUCCAAGGUUAAAGGGCUCUCGCAACGAGACUCUUGGGUCGACCUACACAUAACGCCAACAAGUUCGUCAACACCGUUUCGGUACGAGUACGCUUUUCUCGACUAUGCAGCAUGGUUUUGGCUAGAUCACAUUGAAGGCUUCCGACAUGCUACGAACACGGAAACAUACGAACUCUUCCAUCGCCUGGUUAGGGACCAGGUGAGUAUCUCAAAGCCACCGUGGGAAUUGACUCUCGACCAUGAAGGUGGUCUAAAACCGGUUCCGCGGUUGUGCUGGGCUGUAUCAAGGGAGCGAGUAGAUUUGGUUGAGGCGUUGCUUAACAUGAACGAGGUCGAUGUCAACCUCCAGGACUCCGAUGGAAAUCCCGCGUUGUCCUUCGCUGCGUGUUCUGGUCAAGACGCCGUGGCAAGGCCACUAUUGCUGGCGGGCGCCGACGCAGGUUUACCAAAUGCGAAAGGGUGGACGCCGUUGAUUCAAGCUGCGAGAUAUGGUCACGAGUCGACUGUACGCCUCCUGUUGGACCACGUCAAAUACGAUGCCAAGGUAAUUGCGCAUAGAGACUGGUAUGACUGGACGGUGCUCCAUCAUGCGGCCGCGGCGGGUCAUGAAGGUGUCGUCAAACUGCUUUUGGGACUGGACGGUGCCUGCAUAGAUGCUGCGGACAAGUCUGGCAUGACGCCACUCGCGAGUGCCGCAAAGAACGGGCAUGGAGGUGUCUGCAGCCUGUUGCUCGCUCGUGGCGCAGCAGGCAUGGACCAGAGAGACCGCCAAUAUUCGAGAACGCCGUUGUCAUGGGCGGCGGUUUCUGGCCAUGAAAAGGUGGUUGCAAUUCUCCUCGAGCAGGAUGGCGCCGACCCUUGGUCGAAGGAUAUUGACUGUCGGAUGCCAAUGUCACACGCAAUGGAGCAAGGCCACAAAGGAGUGGAAGAGCUACUCAGAGCCUUUCGAGCUGCUGGGGGGUCGAGACGGGCAAGUCAACGUACCAAAAAUCAGGGCCUAGCAAUUGGCCAAACGAUGACAUUUUUGCGCAAGCCACUUGCAACAAGACAAAACAGCCACGAUCGGUGA
Messenger RNA from Exophiala viscosa, 3132 nucleotides. RefSeq lists its product as uncharacterized. The transcript is spliced from 2 exons. The record is from RefSeq and is a predicted model, not a curated record. The coding region runs from base 1 to 3132 and encodes 1043 amino acids. NCBI's taxonomy places the organism in Eukaryota, Fungi, Ascomycota, Eurotiomycetes, Chaetothyriales, Herpotrichiellaceae. Gene Ontology annotation, molecular function: protein binding.